This is a messenger RNA of Cetraspora pellucida, 1622 nucleotides long. NCBI's taxonomy places the organism in Eukaryota, Fungi, Glomeromycota, Glomeromycetes, Diversisporales, Gigasporaceae. The record is from the annotation of a GenBank genome assembly.
CAGAGGCUUGUGGAUUAUUAGUUUAUCAAAUUAAAGUGACGCAAGGAGAUAAUGGAAUUGAUUUUAUUGUAACUUAUAAGGAAAAACUUAUUCUUAUACAAUGUAAAAAUAUUGAGACAUCUAUUUCUGUUCAAACUGUUCAAAGUUUUGAAUCAGCUAUUUCAAGAUUUUCAUCAGAUUCUCUUGGAAUUAUUUUUGUAAAAAUUAUUAAAGAUUUUUAUGAAUCAGAUGAUGAUAAUUAUAUAGAAUUAGUUGAUUACAAAGCUGACAGUUUUAAUAUUAAUAGUUUAUUGGGAGAAAAUGUUUCUAUUAUUAAUGAUUUAGAUUCAUUGUAUCAAUCUAAAGAUAAUAGUAGUUAUGAUACUAUUAUUACAGUUGAUAUAGGAUCAAAUAAGCAACAGAUUUUUGCACAUUCAAAUAUUUUACGUGCUAGAUCAACUUAUUUUCAAAAUGCUUUAUCUAAAAAUUGGGCUAAAAAAGAAAACCAAUUUUUUGUCUUAUCACAACCUUAUAUUAGUGCAUUAAUAUUCAAUAUUAUUCUUAAAUAUCUUUAUUGUGGAAUGAUCGAAUUGAAUGAUCUAGAUAUUGAUACAAUUUUGAAACUCUUAGUUGCUGUCGAUGAGUUGUCAAUUGAAGAACUUAUCGAUUUCAUACAAGAUUGUUUAAUUAGUAGUGAUUUUUUAGAAACACAUUCAUACAAAAUAUUGAAUUUUAUCGAUACUAAGUCAAUGUUUACAAAACUUAAAAAAAGUAUAUUCAAAACUAUUUGUAAAAAACCAAAAGUUUUAUUUGAUCAUGAUGAAUUUAUUAAUUUGAAGAAAGAUCUUUUAAAAUUAGUUAUUCAACAUGAUGACCUUGAUAUGAAAGAGAAUGAAAUUUGGAAAUAUUUAAUCAAGUGGAGUAAAAAUCAUUCAGAAGAAAGUUUACUUGAAUUAAUCAAUUAUAUUAGAUUUUAUCAGUUUAUUCCUAAUGAAUUUAUGAAUGAAGUAUGGAAUCAUAAAAAUCUAUUAUCUGAAGAUUUACUUAAAGAUAUAGUACAUUAUUUUAUAGAUUUAAAGCAAGAACCAAAAUAUGAUACAUCAUUUAUUAUAUGGGGAAAUUUUACAAUCAAAUCAGAUUUGAUUAAACGAGAGAUUGCUUUAAUCUUAACAAAAUUAAUAGAUAAAACAAAAGAUGAUGCAUCAAAAGGAUUUAAAUAUAAAUUCACUUCAUUAUAUAAUAGUUAUUCUGAUGGAUGGACACCUCAAUCAUUUCAUUCUAAAUGCAAUAAUCAAGGUCCAACUAUUGUAAUAACUAAAAUUAAAAAUACAACUCUUCUUAUGGGUGGAUAUAAUCCACUUGAUUGGAAUGGAAAUUCACAAUAUAAGAAAACAGCAGAUAGUUUUCUAUUCAUAAUUGAUUAUAAAAAAAUAAGUAAUUGUUUUACAACAUACAUUAAAUUAGAUCAUAUUGAUCAAGCAAUAUAUUGUGAUAAUGAUUGUAAUCCAACUUUUGGCGAAUAUGAUUUUUUUAUUUCACAACAAAAAUCUUUAAAAUAUUUACCAAAAUUUUAUAAUAAGAUUGUGAAUAAUUGUACUUAUAGUUUGGAUAGUUAUGAAGUUUUUCAAAUUAGUAAAAUAGGA